Messenger RNA from Portunus trituberculatus (swimming crab), 5920 nucleotides. Its product is annotated as phospholipid-transporting ATPase ABCA3-like. Gene Ontology annotation, molecular function: ATP binding; lipid carrier activity; ABC-type transporter activity. Gene Ontology annotation, biological process: lipid transport; transmembrane transport. The coding region runs from base 242 to 5596 and encodes 1784 amino acids. The record is from RefSeq and is a predicted model, not a curated record. Gene Ontology annotation, cellular component: membrane; intracellular membrane-bounded organelle. Lineage: Eukaryota; Metazoa; Arthropoda; Malacostraca; Decapoda; Portunidae. The transcript has 30 exons.
AGGUGAACAUAACUAUAUUGAAAGUAGACGAAAUAAGAAUCCUUUUUAGGCGUAAUACUCCAUACUUGACGUUCACCUUGAAAGAAGAGGAACUAACGUAGGCCAGCUCUGUGAUGCGGGUAUUGGCAGCCUUAGUGGAUGGAAGUAGUCACUUUUGUCUUCCACACCGGCAGUGACUGCCCGCACAACCUGAGCCUCCAGGUGUUCUUCCCCGACCGGCGACCAGGCGAAGAAACUCGCUAUGGGAUCCACUGCAGCGCCAGUUCACAAGAGACGGAGGACCGUAGGUCGCCACCUGCUUCUUCUCCUGUGGAAAAGCCUAUUGCUCAGAAAGAAACAAAAGGUUUUAACAUUUUUUGAGAUCUUCCUGCCCACAGCUCUCUUCUCCGUCAUUCUCUUCAUUAGACUCUUGCCAGGAUCAGCCUUAACUCCGGUUUAUGUUAAUAAGACGACUUACUUUUCUCACAUAAAUGAACAGGAUCUCGAGAAACAAUACCUCAAAUAUAACCCAGCCAUUCUCAAGCCGAGCAUGUACUACGCCCCAAACGAAAGUUUCGCUGCCGACACGGCGGUAUAUCUGGCGGAUCGACUUGGUUGGCCUGCAAACGCUGUGGUAGCUGUGAAUGACCUUGAUGAAAUGGAUGAACUGGUUGAACAAAAAUACUAUUCUUCUAACGGCAGCUCUUCAUCUGUCAUUGGACUUCACUUCAAGGAUAUGCCUAACGACUGUGAUGUGCCGGAAACCUUGCACUACUCUAUCCGUCUGCCGGGCACGUGGUACACCGGAGCUGAGUAUCCAUUCUUCCAGCUUCCAGGACCCAGGAACCGUAGCAGAAGUUACAUAAAUAAUGGAUUUGCUCUCCUGCAAACCUGGAUUGACCGCUUCUACAUUUCGAGGCUGACCAAUGAUACGCGCUACAUGGACGAGUUCCAGUUAGACAUCCAGCCCUACCCGUACCCUCCAUACUCCAAUGAUGGAGGCCUCAGCCAAGCUUAUGGGUCUAUGCUACCGUCCUAUAUGAUUCUGGCCUUCGUACUUUUAUCUCCAUCUCUUAUCAAGAACGUCGUUCACGAAAAAGAGACAGGAGUGAGGGAGUUAAUGCGACUGAUGGGGAUGAACAGAUGGUUGAUGUGGUUGGGUUGGUUCCUACAUGCGUUGGUAGUGGUGCUUCUGGUGUCAAGCAUCGUGACUAUCAUGCUCACAGUCAGCCUUCACCAGAGUGAAGGGUCGGUGCCUCCCAUAAUCAACUACACCGAUCCUUCUUUUGUCUGGGUAAUGAAUACACUUUACGGCAUUUGCUCCAUCGCCUUCUGUCUUGCCAUCUCGACCUUCUUCAGCAGACCAACCUUGGCUACCACGCUGGGUGUCCUCAUCUGGCUCUUCUCCUAUUACAUCCCCAACACAUUCUUCUACUUCGACUACGAUGACAUGAGCCUCGCCCCCAAGGUGUUGGUGUGCCUCUUUCCCAAUAUGGCGAUGACCCUCAGCUUCAGGGUAAUGGCGAUGUUCGAGGGUAGAGCGCUAGGUGUCCAGUGGGACACCAUCUGGGAAACAGGCAACCCGCGAGAUGAACUGACGCCAGGCGCAAUAUUGCUGAUGAUGGUCCUUGACACCUUCCUGUACUUGCUUCUGGUGUGGUACGUGGACCAGAUCAGCCCAGGGAAAUACGGCGUUCCGCUGCCCUUUUACUUCCCCUUCCAGAGGAGUUACUGGUGUGGCACGCAGCCUGAGAGCGUGACGAGCAGCACUUCAGACAGCGACGACCCAACAAGCCACUACUUCGAAGAGGAGCCCGAGGGACUGAGGCCUGGCAUUGUGAUCCGGAACCUGCGGAAGGAAUUUCGAACACUGGGAGGAAAAGUGAAGGUGGCGGUGGAGGACGUGUCCAUGACGUGUUAUGAGGGCCAGUGCACUGUGCUGCUGGGCCACAAUGGCGCUGGGAAGACCACCACCAUGUCUAUCCUGACAGGGGUUUACGCGCCCAGCGGCGGCCAAGCGGAGGUCGGCGGCUGGAACAUUGCCACACAUCUGAGGGAAGCACGCGAGGAGCUGGGACUGUGUCCGCAACAUAACAUGCUGUUCGUUGACCUCACUGUGCUGCAACACCUACUUUUCUUUGGUCGGCUGAAAGGGUUGACGACCAAGGCGGCGGAGGAGGAGGCCGUGGAGCUGCUGGGGCGCCUGGAUCUGCUCGACAAGAAGAACAUGUUCGGCAGCCAGCUGUCGGGCGGCAUGAAGAGGAAGCUUUCCCUCGCCAUCUCCCUCAUCGGUGGCUCCAAGGUGGUGAUCCUGGACGAGCCUAGCAGUGGCCUGGACCCUGAGUCGCGGCGGUGGGUGUGGGACGUGGUGCAGGGUGAGCGAGGCCGACGUACCAUUCUGGUCACCACGCACCACAUGGAGGAGGCGGAUGUGCUGGGAGAUCGUGUGGCCAUCAUGGCCUCCGGCAGGGUAGUCUGCGCGGGCUCUACAUUGUUUCUGAAGAAUAUGUUUGGUGAUGGCUACACCUUGGAGAUUAUCAUGACGGAAGACUGUAAUGUGGACAAGCUUAAAGAGGAGGUGAAUAGGCACAUGCCGAGUGCCGUCCUCCUCUCCAUCCAAGGUGGUGAAGUAGCCUUCAAGCUGUCGCCAGACACCUCUCUCUUUGCCCCGCUGGUCAACAGCCUCUCCUCGCGCAAGGAGGACCUGGGCAUCAGACACUUUGGUCUCUCGCUCACUACAAUGGAAAAAGUCUUCCUAAGUGUGAGCACAGUGAUGGAAAAAGAUGAGGAGCACCAGCAAACUGUCAUCCCGCUCGAUGAGGACGAACACACCCAGCACAGAGACAGUGUCAAUAAGGAGAAUGGCGAUUUCUCCGGCAGCAAAGACCAUCUCUCUGAUGGUGACUGGCGGAAGCUGACUGGAACAACACUUACGCUUCACCGCACCAAGGCUUUCUUCAUCAAAAGAAUCAUCUACUCCAUGAGGAAAUGGCCGCUCUUUAUCACGCAGGGUCUGGUGCCGGUGGUCGUGACCAUCGCCUGCCUGCUGGUCGAUAGAAACUUUAAUUUUUUCCUCGCGCAGGAGCCUCUCCUUACUCUCACCCCCUCUAUUUUUCCGAAGACAUUCUCCUUCGUAAGUGCUGAUGAAAAUUUAACAGACCUGUCAUCUCACUACAAGGAUCUCUUCACCAGCAAACACGAGGUGGAAGAGACAAAGAACUUGACCACGAGCCUUCUACAAGCCGCCAAUGAAAGUCUCUCACGUUACCGAGAACAACAUACUUUUUCAGCAAGUUUUCUGGAUACGAUUGACAACAUAACGCUGCAGGUGUGGUCACAAACCAUUCCCUUCCACACCGUGGGAAUCGGCAUCAACCUUGUGUCAAACGCUCUGCUCCGGUACGCCACCAACUCCACCAACAACACCAUCACUACUGACAACUACCCGCUGCCGCCCAACACAAUGUGGCAGUUCAAGACGGAAUUAUCUGCCAGCUCUUUCAUCUACCCAAGCAUGAUGUCCCUCGCCCUUGCCUUCCUCUCCGCUUCGUAUUUAGUCUUUCCUUUACAAGAACGUGAAAGCAACACCAAGCAAGUGCAGCUGAUGACGGGCGCUCCGGUGUGGAUUCUAUGGACCACCAACUUCAUCUGGGACAUGGGGACGUACAUAGUGACUACGGUGCUCAUCCUCAUCGCUUUCAUGACUCUCGACCCCAGAGGCUACUUCACCAUUGACGCUGCUCCAGGUGCCCUGGUGCUGCUGCUGCUCCUGUAUGGCUGGGGAAGCAUCCCACUGGCUUACCUAUUUAGCUUCCCCUUCCAGACUCCCGCAGCGGGAUUCGCUGUACUGACCUUCAUAUGCAUCGUAGCAGGUCAGCUAAUCACGGCCGUGGUGGCGGGACUGAGGCUUGCUCAGGAUCCUUCCCUUGACCUCGCCAGUGACAUCAUUCACUGGAUCUCAUGUCUCUUCCCAGCGUACCCUGUUGCUGAUGGCUUCAGUAAGAUCGUGAGCACGAGUGUACACAAUACCAAGUGUGACAAAUUUGACGAGACCACCAUGCUUGAGCUGUGCUUGGGCCUCUUCAUUGGCGAUAGAGACAGCGAAUUUCUACAGUGCUGCCCGCAUAUUUUUUGCAGCGCUUCGGCAACUGGAGAAUGUUUCCAGGUUCAUUCUUAUUUUAAUUUCGAUCACUCCGGGUUGGGCUCUACUCUGCUGAUCCUGUUCGUGGAUGGCCUCAUCUUCAUGGCGCUCAUUGGCCUGAUUGAAGCAGGCGUCGGGAGAAAGUUCUUGCACUGGUGGCGUUCUUGUAGGAUUUCGCGGCUACCAGCGAUUGUUGAUCCGUGGGAUACAGUUAUGCCAGAUAAUGAUGUGGUUGCUGAGGUAAACCUGGUUGGCUCCUUAAUGUGCGCAGACCAUGGAAAUCUAGAGCUCACGGAAGCUUCCAAGGACACGACGAUGCUGGUGCACAAUCUGGUGAAGCAGUACUCGGGGUGUCUGGUGCGUGCCGUGAGGGGGAUCAGUUUCCACGUAGAUCGUGGGGAGUGCUUUGGUCUGCUCGGAGUCAACGGAGCCGGGAAGACAAGCACCUUCAAAAUGCUGACAGGCGACGAGAUAAUCACAGGAGGAGACGCCAGAAUAGGCGCUUUCUCCCUCAGGCGCCACAGAAAGAAGUUUUUGCAGCAGAUCGGCUACUGCCCACAGUUCGACGCAUUUAUGGGAGACCUGACAGGAGUGGAGAUGCUUCAAUUAAUGGGACGUCUGCGAGGAAUGGACGAAAGACACCUGAAAACAACUGUUCCUAACUUAGUUGAUCGGGUCGGACUGACGGAAUGCGCGCUGCGUCCUUCCAGCACCUACUCAGGCGGCAACCGGCGAAAGCUGUCAACAGCGAUGGCUCUGAUCGGGGACCCACCGUUGGUCUUCCUGGAUGAACCUACCUCAGGCGUGGAUCCAGCCUCCCGCCGGCGUGUGUGGGCAGCCAUCAGUGAGGCGGUGAGCAGCGGGCAGAGCGUGGUGCUCACAAGCCACUCCAUGGAGGAAUGCGAAGCACUCUGCUCUCGUAUCACUAUCAUGUCCCGCGGAUCUCUGCGCUGUGUUGGUAGCUCAAGCCACCUGAAGGCCAAGUUUGGUCAAGGGUACAGCCUCCAGGUAAAACUCAAGACACAUGGAUUUAGCACGGCAAGCAAAGAAGAUAAUGAUCGUAUUUAUGACGUAAAGGUGGAAGAAGUGAAAACCGUCAUCAACUAUCACCUGCCUGGAUCCUCACUUACCGACCAGCACAAGGGAAUGCUGGCGUAUCGGGUGCCGGAUACCGUCACCUGGGGCACACUGUUUGCUGUGAUGGAAUCAUUGAAGGCAGGCCAGCAUCCAGACGGCUCCCAAACUACAGUCUCACAAUCCAUGUCCUCGCCAUCCAUUGUGGAGGUGUAUGCCGCGUCAGACACCUCUCUCGAGCAGGUAUUUUUGUCUUUCGCGAGGGAAGCAGCGCAGCUGAGGUCAAUGGGCCUUGCUGCUUCCCAUGUGGUGCCGACUAUGGUAACAGCUCCUUCUCAGGCAGUGCCAGCUGUGGUCACGGAACACUCCCAGGAACCACAGACUAUGGUGACGGAGCUUUAGUGUGCAGUGUAUCACAGUUCUAGACGGACGUCUGAAUUUAGUGUAGCAAUGACCAUUAGCAGAUGUCAAUUCGCAAAGGGUCUGACAAGCCGCUUUUAUAUAGGAUAUGUAUCUGUGGUGGUCGGAGGUAGAAUGUCAUUAUAGUCUGAUGGUUGGACACAGUGUGGUUAUUGUUAUAAUUGUAACAGCAGUGGUGAGAGCUGCAGCAAUAAUAACAGCAGCAGCAGCAGCAGCAGCAGCAGCAGCAGCAGCAGCAACAACAACAACAACAGCAACAUCAACAACAACAACAACAACAACAACCGCCGCCGCCGCCGCCACAGC